UGACAAGAACAUACGGCUGACUUCUGUAGCCAGUGCAUGCCAACUGUGCUGAAUUUGCACCUUCACACGGAUCUCUAUGAGAUCGUACAAGAGGAUUCAAGUCGUGGGCAAAGGCAGCUUUGGCUGCUGUUGGUUGGCCCGUGGUGAGAACGGCGACCGAUGCAUCUUGAAGCAGAUAGAUGUCUCAAAGAUGCCAGAGAAACAGCGCUUGGAAGCCGCAAAUGAGGUCAAGGUGUUGAGCAAGCUGCGCCACCCUUUCAUCAUCAACUAUCGCGAGUCGUAUGUUGAUUCUGGCCUGCUGUGCAUCGUCAUGGACUUUGCUGAGCGGGGCGACCUGUACCGCAUGAUUGGAAAGCAAAGGGCGGCUGAAUGCUUGUUUGCGGAGAGCUUGGUUCUGAGAUGGUUCACUCAGAUUGCAUUGGCUUUGAAACACAUUCACGAUCGCCACAUCCUCCACCGAGACUUGAAGACUCAGAACAUAUUUCUGGCAGGAUCUGACCCAGGAAUGGUCAAAGUCGGAGAUUUCGGCAUUGCACGUGUGCUGCGGCACACCCAAGAUUGUGCGAGAACUGCCAUUGGAACCCCCUUCUACUUGUCACCAGAAAUAUGCCAAGAGAAGCCGUACAGCUACAAGUCCGAUGUUUGGUCGCUGGGUUGUGUCUUAUACGAGAUGGCAACUCUUCGACACGCCUUUGACGCGGAAUCUAUGCGUGGCCUCGUGCUGAAGAUACUUCGAGGUGUACCACCGCAAGUUCCGACCGUGUUUUCCAGGGAGUUUCGCAACCUCAUACCAGAGAUGCUGACAAAAGACCCACAGUGCAGGCCCGCGGUUCAUGACGUAUUGCAACGGCCUCUGGUGCGAACCAUGAUUCGGCAGUUGCUGUUGGAGCUUGAGAAGCAAGGACCUGUGAUCAGCAGACAAAGAAGUGCCUCUCCAAAGGCGUCUCCAGCCCUGGAAGCUCGCAAUCGCUGCUCGAGGAUGUCAGCACUUCAGCCGAAGCGGUCUCUCAAAGAGAGGCAAAGCAGUCCUGACGUACGCCCAAUCAGACCACGCUCAGAGUCACGGGACAGCAGCCGGUCGAAUGGCCGGACACCCUCGCCCACUCCUGCAGCACUUCGUCAAAGUGCAGGAAGUUCGGUGAAAGCUCGCAAGGACCGGUGUGCGCCGGACCAGAAAGGUGAUCUUCCAGAAAGAAAGUCUGUGAGCAGAUUUCGGCAAGACUUGGGAUGCGGCAGCUUUGCCCAAGAACCUCAGCAGAACUGCUCGCAGCACGCGGAGGAUGGUGCUUCCAAAGCGGCUGCACGACAGGACUUGAUUCGCACACUGGAAGAGGGGCUUGUGUUGAAGCAGGUCAGCGAUGUGAAGGAAGUGGAUCAUGACGAAGGCUUAUGCCAUCCACGCUUCUUGCACCCAGAUGGCGAUGAAAUCAAAUUGCCGGUUGGUGCGGCGGACUCACUAUCAUACCGGAUUGAGGCUCUCAGGCUGUACCUGGAGAAGGAGUUGGGCCUGAAGGACUUCCUGCUGGCAUAUCGGUGCCUUCAGAGCGCUGCGAAGGAUGUCUUGAAGGAACCACACCGCGCCCAAGAUCUGGACUCCAUCCUCUCCAGCAAGGCGAUCGGCUUUCUGCCACUGGUCACUCAGCUCAUCGUAUGCGAGGAUGAGUUCUACUGAGAGGCAUUCGGGAAAUGCAGAGUAGUUGCUGGCUUUGGUGGGGCUGGCAGCCGGCACGUUGAUGUGAGCGGCGCCCAAAAUUCCUCUUGGC
Effrenium voratum is the source of this 1763-nucleotide messenger RNA. The record is from the annotation of a GenBank genome assembly. Lineage: Eukaryota; Dinophyceae; Suessiales; Symbiodiniaceae.